Molecule: messenger RNA, 568 nt
Organism: Callorhinus ursinus (northern fur seal)
Lineage: Eukaryota; Metazoa; Chordata; Mammalia; Carnivora; Otariidae
Source: RefSeq, a predicted model, not a curated record
AUGUGGCCUUCUGAAGGAGGAGGUCGCCAAGCAGAGGGAACAGCAAGUGGAGUGUGCCUGGAAAGUUCAAAGACGAGCAAUGAAGACAGUGUGGCUGGAAAACAGAGAGCAAAGCAAAGAUCAGGAGGAGGUGAGGUCAGAAAGGUGGCAGGCAGGAAGCUGGUGGCCGCAAAGAAGACGAAAAAGUCACUGGAGUCGAUCAACUCCAGGCUCCAGCUUGUUGUGAAAAGUGGAAAGUACGUGCUGGGGUACAAGCAGACUCUGAAAAUGAUCAGACAUGGCAAAGCGAAACUGGUCAUCCUCGCCAACAACUGCCCAGCCUUGAGGAAAUCUGAAAUAGAAUACUAUGCCAUGUUGGCCAAAACUGGUGUCCAUCACUACAGUGGCAAUAAUAUUGAAUUGGGCACAGCAUGUGGGAAAUACUACAGAGUAUGCACACUGGCUAUCAUUGAUCCAGGUGAUUCUGAUAUCAUUCGAAGCAUGCCAGAACAGACUGGUGAAAAGUAAAUCACGCAUAAUUUUUCUUUAAUAAAACUGGCCACAGCUUGUUUAAAAAAAAAAAAAAGAA